AUGCUCAGGGCAGGCUUGUCAGUGGGGACACCCCCAUCUCCCCUACAUACUGCCAAGUCUCCACCCCAGGGCCUGACCCCUCCACACCAGGAUGGUCCUCAGGUGGCCUGUGCGGAAGCACAAGGGACACUGAGAAGAUUCUGGCUCCUGGAAAGCCUUAAGAGGCGCCUCCCUGGAAGAGGCAUUGCUUGCCUGGUGACUGUGUCUGGGCCUCUCCCCCGUGGGCUGAGCAGAAAGGGGAAGUGUGGUCAGGCUGGCGCUCGCUGCUCCGGGGUGGGAGGAAAGCCUGUGGCCGAGGAACGUCUCUCACCAGCUGCACCUGAGCCACAGCACUCGGCACACUGCUCUCUCCUCAGCAGCUCACAUCUGGACACCCUGGCGACCCAGGAUUCCACUGCAAUGGAUUGGUGGAGGGACAAUUUCUGGAUCAUUUUAGCUGUGACCAUCAUCAUUGUCUCCAUGGGCCUGGGCGUCAUCAUGUACUGUGUCUGUAGGCAGCUGGUUAGACAAGGCAAGAAAUUGAAAAUUGCCAAGCCUGUGAAACAAAAUCAAAGAGAGGAAGAAAAGAUGUAUGAGAACGUCACUAACCAGUCGUCAGUUCAAUUACCCCCUCUGCCACCCCGGGGUUUGCUUUCUUCAGAACAUGCCGCUCCACAGGAAACCCCAAGUAAGCCACCAGCUACAUACACACUGCUCAAAAAGGUUAAAAAUAAGAAGAAAUCUUCCAUUCCGAGCUACAUUGAGCCUGAAGAAGACUAUGACGAUGUUGACAUCCCUGCAAAUACAGAAAAGCAUCACUUAGAAACAAACGUUUCUCCUUUUUGGCAAGCUGAAGAGGGUUCACACAACUUAUUUUAAAACAAUCAAGAGGGGUUGAACUUCAUAGGUAUCCGAUCCCGAAAGCUUGUGGCAAUGUUAUGAAGCUCUGUAAGAUAAGCACUUCCCAAACCUUAGACACAGGAGCAUCGUUGAUCAGAUGGCUGCAGCCAGAGGAAAGACGCAGAUGCUCAGCCUUGAAGACUGAGACGAGCCAGACCUCGAGCUUCUGUUGAGCGAGUUCCAUGGAGAGGACCUCUGGGUUCCGUGGCUCCCACCCGUGAGAAACCACUCAGUUCUCGGCACUCUUCCCCCUUUCCCUCUCUUGUUUGUCUGGUUCUAAGUGAUCUUAAAUCUUGGGGUUUGAUUGUACAGAGCCUCCCAGGGUCCCAUCCCUAGCACGGCCCCCACGGAGCACACAGUCUUGUCCCCACCCUCCCCACCCACUUCACACAUUGAGGGGCUGUGGGUGGUAGUUCCAGCUGAGUGCUCUUGUGAGCAAGUAACUCCGUCAAGCCUUGUGGGUUCUUCAAGGGCGGGAGCGCUUCUCGUUCAUGUGAACUCUCCCCACCUGCACACAGCCACACCCCAGCACCUCUCAGUGACCUCGGCCAGACUGACCAUAGAGGUGCCAGUUCUCACCCAGGUUUUCUCCUGUGCUCCCCGGGUGCACUGUAACAGUCAACAAAGGACAGAAGUUACACGAGGGGAUGUCACUUUGCAAUAUGUGCAUUGGGGGAGCUACAGGAAAAGUAGGUUUCCCCAGGAAAAAUCAUGGGGAAUAGGAAUGGAGGGGCGGUUAAACAGCAAAUUCAAGGUGAGGGUUCAGGGGGCUCAGCGGCCUCCCCCGCCAUUUUCAUUACUGCUUCCUCCCUUAGAUAAAGUGCUAUGUGAACAGCGCCAAGCCCCUUCCUUCCAGAUCCCUGUCCCUGAGCGUCUAGAGGCAGAAACUCCGGUGCGACGUGCUGCAGCUAAUGAGAUGCCAAGGAAGCAGACUGCUGUCUGUUAAACAAGAGGCCCAGGUCAGCUUUGCAGGCUCCUGAACCUCAUCAGUUCCUUCAAGUUCAUUUACUAGAGCCCUAGGACUGGAUGCUUUCUAACUAGACUCACAAGAUGCUGAUUUCUAAACAACUCCUGGGAAAUCUAGCUAAAGAGCAAGCUUCCGGGGAAAACCAUUAAAAGGCCCAGGAGUGACCCUUGGACUGAGCUCCUCCUCAAGAAUUGGGAAUUGUGUUCCUGCUGUAUUGAAGCUUCCUCCCAAAACCACUGCCGGACCAGUGGGGACAUGUGCCUCCUCCGGGGUUCUCUCUUUCUAGACUCCAUGGAGACUCCAGCAUCCUGUUAAUACUUCCUUAUUUUAGGCCAGUGCUUCUCUAACUACGUUCUUAUGGAACUGUGGUAUUCCACCAGCCAAAGAGAGGGCUCUUUUUCCAAAUUAUAGGGGGGGGAAAAAAAAGCUAAAGGAUAGAAGUAUUUCACAUGUAUGCUCUCCUCAGAAAUUUUCUAUAAACCAUCCACAUCUCUGGCAAAAGUUAAAAGCAAUUUCCAGGUAAAGGUUAACUGCUCCUUGGUCUCCGGGACCCUGCUGUCUCCUUGUUCUCCUACCACCUGUCUGGCCUAUCUCAGUCUUGUUUGGAGCCUCCCUCUCUCUCUGGAACACUCUUUAGUGCUGGUCUUCCUCAGGGUUCUGUCCCCGUCCCUGCCCUCAUCUCACUCUAAACACUCAUGAGUGAUCUCGCCGAUGCCCGUGGGCUCCACGCCACCUCUGCUCUGAUGACUUCCAAAUCGCAGACUCCAGCUGAGCUCUCUCCCCUCAUUUCCAGACGAGGUUGCCUCCAGGACAUCCCCAUAUGACUCUCCCACAGCCCCUCAAGUUCAACAAACACUGAAAGGAACUGAUUACAUACCCCCCUUCCAAACUUCUUGUGCUCUGCUAUCUUCUUAAGUGCUGAAGUCAGAAACGAGCACACUAUCUGUGAUCGUCUUUCCAACGUUCCCACCUCCUGGGGAUUGCGUCUCUCAAGUAGCUCUCCGCUUUCUAAAGUGAACAUCUGACCACUUCAUUCCCUUGCUUAAAUCUCUUCUUUACCCAAUAUCCUCCAAAAAAGCCCAAACUCCUUAACAUGGGGUGCAAGAUUUGUCAGGAUCUGGUCACCGGUUAUUUCUUGCCAACUUUCUCCUGCCCCACCCCCUUGCAACUUCCACUCCACCCAAAUUUUUGCUCCGGCCAUUUGAAGUGACCUUGUCUGUGGUCUCUCUUGUCCCUGUGGCUAUGCACAGUACUCUCCUCUCUGUCUGGAACAUUCUUCCCCACUUUCUGAUCAUCUGCGUAGAUUCCUUCCUCACCGCCCCAAAUUUGGGUCUGGUGCCCUCUUAGAUGCUCUCCUCUCAUAGUGUUAGCAUGCUGUAACUACCCAUUUACCUGUCUUUCUCCUCCAUUAGACUGAGAGCAACGUGAGGGCAGGGGCUGUGUCUCCCUUCCCCCUAUUGUUUUCUCUGUUCUUAGCACAGUGCCCAGGCACUUUGGAGAUGCUCAAUAAACAUGUUGAAAGAACAAACGAGUGAAUGAGUCAACUCCUCUGGGAUCUCACCGCUCCCCGUACUUGGCCCUAUGGAAAGACUUCUCCCUCUGCGUUAUAAUUGCCUGACUACUUUUCCAUCCUCAUUUCUAAUCUGGGGACUCUUUUGGGAUAGAACUUGUCUGCCUCACUGCUAUAUUCCCAGUAUCCAGCACAAACCCUGGCACUUAAUAAAUACUUAUCGGAUGUUGAAACUUAAUGGAAAAUCUCCCAAUCAGUUUGACAAAAACAAAGAAGCCAUUUUUCUCUGGGUGUGGGUAAUUUGGUUGAGAUUUUAUGCUGGGCACCUAUAAUAAAGCGAUGUUUUUACCAGUUUGGUGAAAAAAAUUAUUACCAGUUGGGAUGAUAGAAUUAAAUAUACCAGGAUUUCACAGGACCUCUUUGUGUAUUCUAGCCCCACAGGAAACCCCACAUCAGCAAACAGCUACAUAGAUAAAGUUAGAAAAUAGAUAAAGUUAGAAAUAGGAAGACAGUUUCCCUCCCAAGCUGCAUGGAGCCUGAAGAUGACUAUGAUGAUGUUGAAAUCCCUACAAAUAUUGAAAACCAUCAUUUUAAAACAACUCUUGUUCUGCCGCCUUAACUGUUUUGAGAACUGGUGGUUUACUCAUAUCACAAAUCAGUGGAUUAUAGUUUUCUUUAAAAUAGUUAACAGUUUGAUCUUCUUUGUGAUACAAAUAAGAUUGUUUUCAGAAAAUGCUCUGGUAUUACCAGCAAUAAAUUUUACAAAUCAUGUGUA
Molecule: messenger RNA, 4131 nt
Organism: Diceros bicornis minor
Lineage: Eukaryota; Metazoa; Chordata; Mammalia; Perissodactyla; Rhinocerotidae
Gene: SCIMP
Product: SLP adaptor and CSK interacting membrane protein
Exons: 5
Coding region: 1-858 (285 amino acids)
Cellular component (GO): tetraspanin-enriched microdomain; immunological synapse; membrane
Source: RefSeq, a predicted model, not a curated record